GAGCAAUACCAGACAGAACUGAAGUUAGUCUCUCGGUGUUUUGUAACUGUGACGGUUGUGUGAAAAGUGGAAAAAGUAUAAUCUUUUGAUUAAUUUGAGUGUUUUUUGGAGUUGACGAUGUCGGAUGAAAUUGCAGAGAACGGAACUGCGAACGGGGACGUUCCAGAGAUCGAACUUAUUAUAAAGGCAUCAACCAUCGAUGGCAGGCGGAAAGGUGCGUGCCUUUUCUGCCAGGAGUACUUCAUGGACCUAUACCUCUUGGCAGAACUUAAAACCAUCAGUCUAAAAGUGACAACAGUGGACAUGCAAAAGCCUCCGCCAGACUUCCGCACCAACUUCGAAGCGACACAUCCGCCCAUACUCAUCGACAACGGUCUUGCCAUACUUGAAAAUGAGAAAAUCGAGCGGCAUAUCAUGAAAUCAGUGCCUGGUGGACACAAUCUUUUUGUACAGGACAAAGAAGUGGCGUCGCUGAUCGAGAACCUGUACUCGAAGCUGAAGUUGGUGCUGGUGCGCAAGGACGAGCAAAAGUCGGCGGCGCUGCGCGCGCACCUCGGCCGCAUCGAUGCGCUGCUCGAGCGCAGGGGGACCAGAUUCCUAACAGGCGACACGAUGUGCUGCUUCGACUGCGAGCUGAUGCCGCGCCUCCAACACAUCCGCGUCGCCGGGAAAUACUUCGUCGACUUCGAAAUACCGACGAGUUUCCGCGCACUCUGGCGUUACAUGUACCACAUGUACCAGCUGGACGCCUUCACGCAGAGCUGCCCCGCCGACCAGGACAUCAUCAACCACUACAAGCUGCAACAGUUAUCGUCUAAGGGUCUGAUCAUGUCGCCCACGCUAUCGCGGCAACGCAAAGAGGACGUUAAGCCGCCGGACGCGACGGCGUUAAAAAUGAAGAAACACGAGGAACUCGAGACGCCCACGUUCACGACGUCCAUCCCGAUCGACGUCAACGAACACAACCACUCCGAACAGUGACGUGAUUCGCGCCGAACCUCGGUACAUUAGGCUUUAAGUUGACAUUCUGAUUGUUAUUUGCCAAUACAGUUAUGAUAAUAUAACCCUCACAGACUACACACUUUUGACUGGCCAUAAUAUACUAUUUUUUUUAAUUCAAGUAAGCUAGCUACUAGCUUAGUUAUAUUUACAAGUCAGCCCUCAAGGGCAGUCUGAUCAUCGCUUAC
Molecule: messenger RNA, 1187 nt
Organism: Maniola jurtina (meadow brown)
Lineage: Eukaryota; Metazoa; Arthropoda; Insecta; Lepidoptera; Nymphalidae
Gene: Clic
Product: chloride intracellular channel exc-4
Exons: 8
Coding region: 118-981 (287 amino acids)
Biological process (GO): chloride transport
Cellular component (GO): cytoplasm; apical plasma membrane
Molecular function (GO): chloride channel activity
Source: RefSeq, a predicted model, not a curated record